Messenger RNA from Didymodactylos carnosus, 807 nucleotides. The record is from the annotation of a GenBank genome assembly. NCBI's taxonomy places the organism in Eukaryota, Metazoa, Rotifera, Eurotatoria, Philodinida, Philodinidae.
AUGAUGACUUCAGAGGUUGAUUAUGAGCAACCACUGGUGGCACCCGAUGGAAAUAUUCUCGAUCGACCGCAGUCGCUUAUCUGGCGAAUAUUUCAUGCUACACAUUAUAUGCUCGGCGGUCUCUUAUUCAUUACUGGUUCAUGCAUGUAUUUUCCCCAUGUUAUUAAUCUUAACUUUAAUUCUUUAAAUGUUGGUGGAUGGUUAUUUACUAUAGGAUCUACCUUUUUUCUUCUUGCUGAUCUACAAGAAUGGUUUUAUUACCGAAUUGGUUGUUGUCUAGAUAAAACAUAUCGACAUGCUUAUGAGUUGGCUAAUCAAGAUUUGUUCCAUUAUCCAAAAUCGGAUCUACGAGGAAAAUAUGAGCGAGCAGCAAUCGGUCUUAAUUUUUUCAUGUCAGCUUGUGGCAGCGCUCUUUAUCUAGCUGGUUCCAUACUCUUUUUACAGAUAUUUGAAAAAGAAUUAGUUGUUGGUGAAUGGUUAUUUAUUGUUGGAUCAGCUGUUAUUUAUUUAUCACAAGUAUGGAAACUUUAUCGUUCUGGUUGCACAAAUAUAGAUGAUCGUCAUGAUCAAUCUUUUACAAUUAAAAAUAUUUUAAAUGAUAAACCUGCAUUAGGUAUUGAUCUAUUUGCUGGUUUAGGUGCAAUAUUUUAUUUCAUUGGAACAAUUUUAUUUUUACCAAACUUUAAUACAUCGCCCUCAGGCUGGACUGAAGAAAGAUCAUCAUGGUUGUUUGUAGCUGGUGGAACAUGUUUCACAUUAAGUGGUCUAUUUCUACAAUAUAGACAUUACUUUACUAGACAUUUGUAA